Nematostella vectensis (starlet sea anemone) is the source of this 2726-nucleotide messenger RNA. Its product is annotated as sodium-dependent phosphate transporter 1. Gene Ontology annotation, cellular component: membrane. The coding region runs from base 170 to 1675 and encodes 501 amino acids. NCBI's taxonomy places the organism in Eukaryota, Metazoa, Cnidaria, Anthozoa, Actiniaria, Edwardsiidae. The record is from RefSeq and is a predicted model, not a curated record. Gene Ontology annotation, molecular function: phosphate transmembrane transporter activity. The transcript is spliced from 9 exons. Gene Ontology annotation, biological process: phosphate ion transmembrane transport.
CACGCGACGACCGGGUUAUGUUAUCAAACACGGAGGGCGCGUCGCAAACAAGGAACAAUUCUGCCAAAUUAGACUAGAGAAAUUCGUGAGUAAUGAAUUUAGCCUAACAAACUGCACCUACUUCCCUUGCCCAGAGCGACCAUUUUGACUCCCUCUCAAAUUAAGAGCAAUGUUGGAACCGCAAGAUUCCGAAUAUCUAUGGAUUGUGAUUGUAGGGUUUAUCCUAGCCUUUGUGCUAGCAUUUGGUAUUGGGGCUAACGAUGUAGCGAACUCUUUUGGGACUUCGGUUGGUUCAAAAGUACUAACGCUGAAGCAAGCAUGUUUUAUCGCAAGCAUAUUCGAAGUCGCCGGCGCUGUUCUCAUCGGGGCGCGCGUUUCUGACACUGUGCGCAAAGGUAUCAUUGACAUCAACUCUUUUAAUGGUACUGAGGAGUAUGCCAUGGUUGGCUCCCUCUCAGCGCUUACUGGCACUAGCGUCUGGUUACUGGUCGCCACAUUCUUUAACCUACCGGUGUCUGGCACCCAUAGUGUUGUUGGGGCUACAAUGGGCUUUGCUCUGGUAGCUCAGGGCCUACAUGGAGUGCAGUGGAAGACAUUUGGGAAGAUCGCUGGUUCAUGGGUCGUGUCGCCUCUCCUAUCAGGUCUCAUCAGCUCCCUCCUCUUCAUGCUUGUCAGGCGUAUCAUUCUUAGAAAGCCUGAGCCCUUCGAAGCAGGACUGAAGUUCCUCCCCUUGUUUUAUGCGUUCACCAUCACAGUUAAUUUCUUCUCUGUGUUCUACAAGGGAUCUCACAUGCUGCACUUUAACAAGAUCCCGCUGUACGGUGUUCUCAUCCUGACCUUCGGCAGCGGUAUAGUCACAGCCCUAUUUGUGCGGUUCUACCUGGUGGGGUUCAUGCGCCGCAGAAUAAUACGUGAGGUGGACCAGCUGGGUAUCGAUGUGAAAGCCAUGUACACUCCUGAUGUGGACCCAGCCGAGCUCCUUCAAAGGGUCGAAGUGGUCAUUGAAGAAAAGGAAGAUGAGAUGGAUGUAGCAGAAAAGUCACUUGGUCAGGAGACCAACGGCGAGACCAGCAAACUGUGCAAUGAACUAUCAACGCCCUCAUCGGACAUUAACCGUUCUAUGGGAAUGAAAGGCAUGACGACAGCAAGGUGCCUGAUCACUGAUGAACCCAAGACUGGUCGGCUUUUUGCAUUCCUGCAGAUCUUGACAGCUUCAUUCGGGGCGUUUGCACAUGGGGGCAACGAUGUUAGCAAUUGCAUUGGUCCCCUGAUAUCCCUGUGGACGAUUUACUGGACUGGAGAGAUAGCUCAGAAGGUUGCUAUCCCGGUCUGGAUUCUUCUCUACGGAGGCGUCGGCAUCUCCAUCGGGCUCUGGGUGUGGGGUAGGCGUGUCAUCAAGACUGUGGGAGAGGACCUUACGCCCAUCACUCCGUCAAGUGGUUUUACCAUUGAGAUUGGCUCAGCGCUCACCGUGCUUUUGGCCUCUAACCUUGGCAUCCCCAUCAGCACCACCCAUUGCAAGGUGGGGUCGGUCGUCAUGGUUGGGCGUGCCCGCUCUAGGGAGGUAGUGGACUGGAAGGUCUUCCGCAAUGUCGUCCUGGCAUGGGUUGUCACCAUGCCUGUUGCAGGUGCUAUUUCAGGUGCUUCUUAUGCAGCACUGCGGGAGAUUCUAUAGUGGUGCCCCAAGUUUAGUAAGCUAAGCACUGGUUUAGUUUUAGCAGGGCUUUUAUAGUGCAAACUUCUUGGCUUGUCUUCAAAGGACUCUUUUUUCGCCCAUUUGUUAGCCAAUCUUUUGGUUUUCUUCCGCUUUUACGAAAUUUCUUUGGCCGAAUGACCCAAGCUCCUCAAGAUAGCAGCUGCUUAAGCUCUAACACAAGCAACAUCAGUCUUCAUUUUUGCACAAUUUCAGUAAGCGAUGCGAAAAAAGUGGCGACAACAAUCGUGCAGCAAAAAAAACAAAACAUAUGUUGGCGGGAAAAAUAACGCGCGCGCACGCAUUUGGCGGGAUCAUUGGAAAUCACAAUCAAAUCUUGAAAUAUCACGGUGAGAUUCACAACUCUUAACAAAGUUCUCUCAGGCGAAAAAAUGACAGAGAGAAGAGAGACCCCUGCCGGCCGCCGACAAGCUCUCUAUCGUACAUUGCGCUUGCGUAUCAUAGAAUUGAGUGACAUGAAACGUGACCUCGACAACCGCUUUAUUUGCAAAAACGACUGCCUUCACCUGGGUGAGGCGCGUUGCUAAUAUGAUGUGUGAAAGGAAAAAGAGAAGAAGAGAAGUUGUCUUUUUACCUAGACGACAGUUCCUUAGCGGCACGAGAUAUUUUCCGUAACCAACACGCAAAUGUAUCGUGCUUGGUCAAGAAAGAGUGAAUUACUCUUCUCUGUAGUGUCGUUACUUUCUCUAUGAAGCUAGAAAAAGAGAAGUGAAAAUUUUUAACACAAGACGCCAUUUCUAUUUAUAUACCGUGGGCUGAAAAAAAUUCCAGCAGUCAAUGAUUGAGUCAUACGCAGUUCGUGCGUUUCCCGGGCAACAAAAACCGGUAUUUCAAAACUGUAUUGGCCCGCAAAUGAUCCCGGCCCGCAAAUGACCCCCAAAAAGACAACAUUGCAGGCCCGUAACAAAUGAUCCCGUAAUAAUUUACGGAAUGGAACACAAUGCUAGAUAAAAAAGAACACUUUCUUUCCGUAAAAGAAUUUUAAAUGUACGGAAAGUAUACAUUUUUAUUU